Aedes aegypti (yellow fever mosquito) is the source of this 4263-nucleotide messenger RNA. RefSeq lists its product as uncharacterized. The coding region runs from base 531 to 2816 and encodes 761 amino acids. The transcript is spliced from 7 exons. The record is from RefSeq and is a predicted model, not a curated record. Lineage: Eukaryota; Metazoa; Arthropoda; Insecta; Diptera; Culicidae. Gene Ontology annotation, biological process: signal transduction.
UCAGUUUCUUGUCGUCUUUCGUUCGGUUCGUGUCGGUUUGUGUGUACGCGAUUUUGCUCACGGUGCGGAAUUUUCUCGCGAGUGCUUCCGUUUUUCUCGGUUAUUUUCCGUAGAUAUUUUGAGUUUUCCACUGGUUUCCUACCGUUUGCCGGCUGUGCGAUUUGGUCGGUGUGGAUUUGUGAUCAUUUUCGUGCCAUCGGACCCACGGAAUAUGAUAUUUUAUAACAUUCGGAUGAGAAGCAACAGCAGAACCAGAUCUCGACGGGGCGUUCCGUAAAAUUGACGACGAACAAGGGGGACGAGUUUAUUUGCCUUUGGUUUUUUGUUUUCUGUUGUGCGGUCUGUGCCCUUUUGUUAUUGUGAGUUUUUCGAAUUCGUUUUGCACAACGUUUUCUGGGGUGGACAAGAAGCUGAAAUCGGACGAUAAAGGAAGAAGUGGAGGAGAUCAUAAGGAGGAUUGACCUUUACUCGGGUUAGACGAGUCGUGGAAUUUUUCCUGGAUCAGAACUACCAGGAACCGGUGGAGCGCGAUGUGGAAGUGCCACAAGUGUGGAAAACCAGUGUUUUUCGCUGAACGAAAGCAAUCUCUCGGUUACGAUUGGCACCCGGAGUGCCUCCGAUGCGAGGAAUGUGGCAAGCGACUCAACCCCGGACAACAUGCCGAACACAAAGGUGUCCCCUACUGUCACGUGCCUUGCUAUGGUGCCCUGUUCGGGCCGCAGCUUUUCGGACACGGCACCCGGGUAGAGUCACAUAAAAGCUUCGGCCAGCCGGAGCUCAAAAAACAAGCCACUGCUCGCUCGCCAGCCGGUCCCGCAGUGCCAAGAGGACAUCUCGAGUCCAAGCUGAAGUCCUUCAACCAGUUCUACAACAACAAAAGUCAGGAAAUCCGUAGCCGGGAAGUCAACGGGCGAUUGGUGCUGGAGGGAGCGCUGAGAAUCUACUGGGGAGUUCAAGGGAUCAUCCACCUGAAGGAAGAUGACGAUCAGCGGACGGUGGUCACAGUGCGCAAACGCAAUUCCUAUCGGCUGAGUAAUCCAAGCUCGAUGGUAUCUGCCAUGCAGGACAUGGUGGAGGACAAAGAGAAUCUCAAUCCGGACCGGAGCGAUCCGAUGAGUUCGAGUCUGACGGAAGGCCCGGACAAUAACGAUACGACCACCAUCUCGGAAAGCCUUUCUUAUGAUACGCUCAGUAUAUCGUCAGACCUCAAUUCCAUCAGCUCAUCCAAGCCGAACUCCGGGGAAAAUUCCAAAGAAGUGUCCCCAAGCCAUUCGAAUGGGGCAAACGGAGCGGGGAAGUACGUUACCCUGCCCCCAAAGUUGGACGUCAAACAACUGGAAUGGGACGAGAUAGACGACUUGCUGCAAGUCGAGCGGAAAGUGGACGAAUCGGAGCGAAUCUACAGGACAAUGCCAUCACCGUUGCCUUCCCAGCUGGAGGACCGGAGUGAAAUCUCAGAAAGUAUUACGGAUACGGAUUACAAAACGCUUACCCCUCAGAUGGUUACCAACUCGUCAUCUUCGACCGAUAGCAAUAAGACCACAACGGCGACCACCUUGAACGGAGAGGAGGAUUUCCGUACCCCGGAAGGGACGCUGAAAUCGCACGACUUCGAAGCGUUCAAAAUGCAAAUGAGCCAGGAGUUUAUCAAUGGAGCGGCCGAUAUGGGCAAUACCGAAGGGACGCUUAAGUUGAAUCAGCCAAUCGAUCCGGCCCGGAUCAAUGAUUCUCUCAAACUGUACAACGAAUCGGUGAUGAACCGUAGUUUGUCCGACGAGCAGUGUCGGAAUGUGUUUUCGCUUCCGCAAGGGAAUAUUACAGACUCGUUCCACGUGGAAAAUGACGACACGCUCAAGCAUCCGAAAAAUUCCAAGUUCUCCUCCCCGGCGAAAUCUCAUUUGCAGAAUGGUGGUAGUAAUGGACGGACCAAAAUCUCCUACCAACGACAUCAAUCGGAAUCCCCCUCGGUAACAUCCCCUGGCACCGAUACCGACACCUGGACCGGUGACCGGGGUCUUCUACGGUCAAAAAGCCAAGGCAACAACUAUUCCGGCAACAGUUUCAUGGACAGCGACGACGAAGGAACGGAAACGCUCAAACCCUCGGAUCGACCUCAGACUUCGAUCCACAUCAAAAUGGACUGUUACGAUGAACUGGACCAGAAUGGCGAGGUCAUCAGCCCAACGGACGAAAGCAUAACGACGGCUAGUUUCACGACAACCACGGCGACAACGACGACGACCACUACCGAUGAUGGUGUGGUUCUGCGAAAACCUCCGAAAACGGGUUCGACCGCUAUCAAAAGACGUUCCGGAAAUCGACGAUCUCGGACGAAGCUGAAGCGGAGAUGUUCCAUCAACGGACAUUUCUACAAUCGGGAGACCUCUUUCUUUACGCCACCGCACGGUUCGCUGAUGAAUGUGUGGGUGACGUCGUUGGUCAAUACUCAAGAGGUGAUCAAUCUACUGUUGGAGAAGUACAAGGUGGAGAGCCGAGCGGAGAAUUUUGCGCUGUUUGUCAUCAAGGAUAACGGAGAGCAGAAGAAGCUAAAGGAUGACGAUUAUCCGCUGGUGGCACGGAUCAUUCUGGGACCGCAUGAGGAUAUCGCAAAACUGUUUCUGAUGGAUGGUCAACAGACACCGGAGAUCAGCAGCGAAGUGGCCCAAUUCUUGAACCUGUCGAUCCCGGAAUGCCGAGCGAUUCUGGAACGCUAUCACGAAGAGGAGCAGCGGGAACUCAUUCGGAUAAGGACGAAAUACGCCGAACUCCGGCGACGAAUAGUUCAACGAAUGGAAUCGCUGAAGGUUAGACUCUAGACUGCAUCGUUGGUGAAACAGAGUGUCGUAUCGAAUAUACUAAAACAAAGAUAAAAAAUCUACUGUAAAGGAGCAGUAAUGGGAUGAAGGGGAGUAUUUCGUUAACUUUAGGCCAAAAUGUGUUGGACGACUCGAAUCGUGGUCAUUUAAGUCAGAAUAAUAUUACGUUCGUAGAUAGACUAGUGAAAGCGUGAGCGCCAGCCGCCCACAUCUCACUCCUUCGAAAUCUAAUCAAAUAAUUUAUUAGAGGAGCUUAAGAGUAAGACAUAUAUCUAUGAAAAUCAAUAAUCAAUUAUUUAACCAUUCGCAAUCAGCUGUGUAAAACUAACCAUAUUAUAUUUCUUAGGGUAUUUUUUAAAUCUCAAUAACUUCCUUAUAGGACAAAGUUUAGAUUUGGUUGGAAUCAAUUAUAGCGAUCGGCGAUUUUUGCCAAUUAUUUUUUUUCUUUAUUAGAAUGAAGUGAUCAAUCUAUUGCCAUUUUUUUUAUUUGAUGCAUUUUCCUUCGUAACAUAAUCCAGUAAAGCUGCCUUACCACGGCCAAAAUAUCGGACAAGUCAACUGUUUCUCAAAUAAUUUAGUGAACAAAUACGUAAAGUUGGUUGUUUAUUGUGCCGUUCUUGUAAUUGUUCAUAUCAUUUCUUCUAAAUCAUCGGAAGAUUAUUCAGUUUAUCAGAAUUAGGAAACCAAUUUCCAGAAGGUGGUUUAAUUAAAUAACUGUCGUUGGCCUGCCUGAAAAAAAAUGAAUCCUAUUAAGCAACACCACAAACCAUAUUAAACCAACAAUAAUGACAUAUAUAUUUGUACGAAGUCUCGCACAAAAUCGGAACAAAUGAACAAUAAACCGCAAUGCUCAGUUCACCCGACUAUAGGGUACAAGUUAUACACGAAAAAAAAAAACUAUAGCGAAGCAGAUCAGUAUGCAGACAACGCCCUUUUUUGCUGCACUGCUAAUCUCACCGCCAGUCGACCCCAGCAAAAACCAAUUAAAUCAUAAUGAAGACGUUUAGCUUCCCACUAGAGGUACAGAGAAGACACAUACCGGCGAACAAAUGGACUGACAAAAAGAGCAGAAGGCGAAACGCUUGGUUGUUCAUAUUUAAAUCAAUUCGAUAACAGAACAAACGAAUGAAAAACAAAAAAAAACACUCGAACUCAUGUUGAAUUUAUUCAAGGGAAAAAAAAAAUGAUAGAUUGCCUUUUUCUGCACAGGUGCUCUGGUUGCCGCCAGUCAGCCUCCUCAACCUCAGUUUGUGGCCACAGAGCGUAGCAGCACCACUCGGGAAGAGGGAAGUGAAUAAACCUCGAAAAUUAGUGCACUGAACUGAUAUAUAUUAUGAGCGAGCGUAGGGCGGUAGCAUGAGGUGAGCUGAAAGAAAAAGCAACAAUUUAGCAAUUGUGUAACAUAUUAGGUCGCAAAAAUAAAAGCACUCUAUCAAUUGCCGCGCAA